Messenger RNA from Pocillopora meandrina, 719 nucleotides. Lineage: Eukaryota; Metazoa; Cnidaria; Anthozoa; Scleractinia; Pocilloporidae. The record is from the annotation of a GenBank genome assembly.
AUGCAGUGUGCAAAUAAAGGUUGCAGAGAGGUACUGGCUAGGGAGGGGAUGGCAGCGCACAUUUCGCAUUGUGCAAAGCAGAAAGUUCCUUGCCAGGAAUGCGGAAGGAAGGUGCAUAGGGAAUGUUUUGAAGAGCAUGCUGCUUUUAUUUGUUUGAAUGUGAGAAUUUCAUGUCCACUAAGCUGUGGAACAAGCCUUCCACGGUAAGCUAACAACCAACAGUCAAAUGGUAAAUGGUUAUUUAAGGCCAACAACAAUAUUGAAAGGUGGAGUUACCAGCUUAUCUCUAUUCUCCACUUUAUUUCUUUUAAAGGCUCUACUUGACGCUGCAUCUGGGCAAGUGCUCAGGAAAAGCUCUCAAGUGCAUGGUGGCUGGAUGCACUGCCAUCGUAAAGCAAAAGGAUGUGCCUCGGCACACGAUAAAUGCAGCCUUGACCCACACUGUUCUCCAGGAAGGAGAGGUCCAGCGUCUGCGGGGCCUGAUGCAUUUCCAGGUGAGAUACUUGAAUUAAAAAAUAAAAUGAAAAAAAAUUGAAAUGAUUUGAAUAUGUACUGAUCGUUUGUUUUCAUUUCAGAAAACCAAGCCAAACUGGAUUCUUGAAGAGAGAAGUGUUUUGUCCUUCCGCUGGAGGGGAGGAAGAUGGAGCUAUAUCAGAGGGCCAAACCUGUUUAGCACCGAGUACAGUUGCCCGAAUGGAAACAAUGGAGGGCGCAUCUAA